AUGGCCCCGACGCAGCUCAGCAUUGUGCUGGAGCGCAUGCUAAACGAACUCGGGAUAGCCGACCUCAGUAAGUUCGAGGCUGUGCUCAUGCACGAUACAGGCGCGGUGCUCGACGCGAUCCGAAGCACCGCUGCAGCCGCAGAGGCUGCGCUCUGCGAGCGCUAUGAAGAAGGCGCGCUCGCGUCGGCGCGGGAUGAGCUUGCUGCGGCACAAGAGCUGAGGCGCUCCGACUGCGACAACCUGAGGAGAGCGCAGCAGGCUGCUAAACGCGACAUCAAAGCGGCCGAGCGGAUGGCCGACCAGGCAAAUCAUGCAGCUCGAGCUGAGUGUGAGUGGCGUAUCGGCGAGAUGCGGGCCAAGAUGCAGGCCGAGCUGCGCGAGCAGCUCGACGCGCUGCAGAUUUCGAUGGAGGCAGAGGCGAGGCGCGCUGAUGCCGCAGAGGCGGAGAGGUCAAGGCUGCACAACAAGAUGGAGGGGAUUAUGCGCACGCGUGAGGGGUUAAUAGACGCACUCGCAGAGGUGCAGCGCAAGCGCGAACAUAGUGAUUGUUAA
Molecule: messenger RNA, 552 nt
Organism: Emiliania huxleyi CCMP1516
Lineage: Eukaryota; Haptophyta; Isochrysidales; Noelaerhabdaceae
Exons: 2
Coding region: 1-552 (183 amino acids)
Source: RefSeq, a predicted model, not a curated record